AUGGUCGUUCACAUACGCGCUUUCAAUUUCAGCACCGCAGACAGCGCUCUCGCCAGCUCGAGCCUCGGCACCGUGGCCACGCUGCGGGACUCCCCGGCGUCCCACAGCCCCGGCGGGCUGAGCCGGACCGGCCACACGGUGGUGGCAGUAUGCCUCGGCUUCAUUUUAGUGGCGGGGAUCCUCAACAACUUCCUCGCUCUCCUGAUCUUCGCAAAGUGUCGCUCCCUCUGGACGCCCAUCAAUGUCGUCCUGUUGAACAUCAGUGUGAGCGACAUCCUCGUGUGCGUGUUCGGCACCCCGUUCAGCUUCGCUGCGAGUCUGCACGGGAGGUGGCUCAUUGGAGAGCGCGGCUGCAAGUGGUACGGGUUCGCCAAUUCCCUCUUUGGUGAUAAAGUCCUAGUCAGCAUUAUCUUAAAUCACUUUCCCCGUUUUCUCCUCGUCCUUUCCUCGCAGGUCGACAUCUCAGACUUCAGGAAGACCUGGCUCUGUGUGGCCGGCUCCUGGCUCUACUCUCUGCUCUGGACCAUGCCGCCCUUCCUGGGUUGGAGCAGCUACGGACCGGAGGGCCCCGGUACCUCGUGCUCCAUCCAGUGCCACCUCAGUUCCGCCACAAGCGUCUCGUAUGACUCAUGUUUAUAUUUUUUUAUUCUUUUAGGCACUCUUCUUCUGCAGCUCCACAGCUACAGCGCCUUAGUACAUCAAGUGAAACCAGUGGGUAAGAUCAAUCUGUUGGUCGCUCAGCGCAGAGAGCAGCGCAUUUUGGCCAUGGUGUUGUCCAUGGUGUCAUGCUACAUGCUGUGCUGGAUGCCCUACGGCAUCAUGGCGCUGAUGGUCACCUUCGGUAGGUCUGGACUGGUCACUCCCACGCCGAGUGUGGUUCCCUCUGUCCUGGCCAAGUUCAGCACUGUCGUCAACCCCGUCAUCUACAUGUUCUUCAACAACCAGUUUUACAGAUGCUUUGUGGCCUUCAUAAAGUGCAGCUCUGAACCCCGGUCUGUUCAAGGAGAGGAGCAGCCAACUCCAAGGACACAGUUCUCUGGCUUCUUCCUCGUCCGCAGACAGGCCUCCCUCAGCUCUUCGCAGCGUCAGAUCCUCGGCGGCUCCAGAAGCGCUGCCCUCUGCACCCGGCACAAUGACCGGCACACUCUCGUUAUCCACUACUCUCCUUAA
Cyclopterus lumpus (lumpfish) is the source of this 1170-nucleotide messenger RNA. It is a transcript of the gene tmtops3a, whose product is annotated as teleost multiple tissue opsin 3a. Gene Ontology annotation, cellular component: membrane; photoreceptor outer segment. Gene Ontology annotation, molecular function: G protein-coupled receptor activity. NCBI's taxonomy places the organism in Eukaryota, Metazoa, Chordata, Actinopteri, Perciformes, Cyclopteridae. Gene Ontology annotation, biological process: G protein-coupled receptor signaling pathway. The record is from RefSeq and is a predicted model, not a curated record.